AUGGCGAGAAGCACCUUGAGCGUUCCCGUGUUUUGUGCUGCGUGGGCGAAGGAUGGCUAUGUCGUGUGUGGCGGUGGAGGCGGGGCAACGCGCAGCGGGCGUGGCAACAUGCUCAUCCUCGCGCGAUGGACCGGCUACGCGAUGGAACAGCUGUAUACACGGAGCACAGGCCUCGACGCUCCUUAUCAUCUGGCGAUCCAUCCCAAUGGAACGGACUUUGUUUGCUCCUUCAUCGCCAAUGAGUGGCACGACGGGAAACUGGAAUUCUUUCGCUUGGCUGAGGACUUGAGUAUAGAGAGCGCCCAUCGCGAAAUCGUCGUAACGAAGGAGCAGACUGCCAUGUCCUUCAGCAUGGACGGCACCAUGUUUGCAACCGCGGGAAUGAAUGGACACUUGCGUGUAUACAAAUGGCCUUCGUCGGAGCUUCUCGUGGACGAGCAGUGUGAGAUUGGAUCGGCAGAGUUUAAGUCUCUCGAAUUCAGUGAGGAAGGAACGCUCUUGGCUGCGUCCACAAGUGGUGGAAAAACUUACGUGUGGGAGCUCCAUGGAGACAAUCAUCUGCGUGUCAUUCCUUCCGAGGAAGGACGCUACUGCUGGUUCUCAAGGAGUUCAACGCCGCAACUCCAUGUAGCAUCAAGCAAAGGCCAUAUUACCAAGUGGAGUGAGGACUGGAGAACCAAAGAGACAUGCAAGGAGAGGUUUUGCACGCAUCCUUUCUCAGCCUUCAGUGUCAGCUCGGAUGGCAAGCUCUUGGCAAUGGGUUGCUCGGAGGGUGAUGUUCUCGUUGUCGAGGCCGCGACGCUCAAGGUUGUCCAACGAGUCAAAUCCGCGCACUCGUUUGCUAUUACCGCCGUCGAGUUCUCCAAGGACAACAGGUAUUUUCUGUCGACAUCCUUGAGCGGAGGUUUGAGGGUCUCGGAGCGGACGGAGAGUACUUUUAAGGUCACGCCUUCAAUGUCAAUACUGGUCUUUGUUAUAGUCUUUUUUCUCGGUUUUCUCACCUUGAGGUAGCUGUCCUUGCACAUAUUCUGCAAGUCGAAUUGUUUCUAUGGGCUCGAUAGGAAUAUAAAAGGUUGGAGCUUUG
Messenger RNA from Selaginella moellendorffii, 1084 nucleotides. Its product is annotated as SEC12-like protein 2. Gene Ontology annotation, cellular component: endoplasmic reticulum membrane. Gene Ontology annotation, biological process: protein secretion. NCBI's taxonomy places the organism in Eukaryota, Viridiplantae, Streptophyta, Lycopodiopsida, Selaginellales, Selaginellaceae. The record is from RefSeq and is a predicted model, not a curated record. The transcript has 8 exons. Bases 1 to 1011 code for a protein of 336 amino acids. Gene Ontology annotation, molecular function: guanyl-nucleotide exchange factor activity; protein binding; GTPase activator activity.